This is a messenger RNA of Candidozyma haemuli, 819 nucleotides long. RefSeq names its product U2-type spliceosomal complex subunit. The transcript has a single exon. Gene Ontology annotation, biological process: spliceosomal complex disassembly. Lineage: Eukaryota; Fungi; Ascomycota; Pichiomycetes; Serinales; Metschnikowiaceae. The coding region runs from base 1 to 819 and encodes 272 amino acids. Gene Ontology annotation, cellular component: spliceosomal complex. The record is from RefSeq and is a predicted model, not a curated record.
AUGGAGCUAGAGAAUCUAGAUCUAUACGCCGAAUUGGGCGUUCCCGAGGGAGCCUCGGAACGUGAAAUCGUUUCAGCGUAUAGAAAGAAAGCCCUUAAAUUUCAUCCUGACAAAAAUCCCCUGGCUGAAGCCAAACAUAAGUUCCAGCUUCUUACAGCUAUUUACGCUGUGCUAAGCGACCUGAAGCUUCGCGAGCAGUAUGAGAAACUACGAAAACAGAAGGAGGCGAAAGACGAGGGAUUAAAUGAAGAUAUACGUCGCUUCAGGGAACAGCUACGCCGAGCCGAGGAGCAACAAGCCAAAGUGUAUGAAGAUGCUGGGAUGAGGGAACAGAAGAUCCAUUUCUUACAAAAAGAAGCCCAAGAUCUUCGAUACCAGUUCGAACGAGAGAGAAAUGUUGAACAUUCUGGCUACGUCAGUUAUAGAGACCUAGACUUCAGUGGAAGACUCACGAGCCUCGCGAUGGACCCUAGUGGAGAUAGGGUAGUCGAGGUGAAAUGGAAACUACGAGAGGAGAAAGAAGCCCAAAUCAACGAUGCUGUGCUUGCAGAGAUCAUGGCAGUGUUUGGAGCCGUUGAUGGUGCCAAAGUGCAAGAUAGCCACAGCGGAUAUGUCUAUGGUACUGUCGUAUACGAGCAAUACGAAAGUGCAACAGCAGCGACAACACAUGAUUACAGGCAGAGAGCCACGCGAUGGGAUAACACUAGAGUCCGCAAAGCAGCCUCACUUCUACGAGGAUGCAAAAGGCAGCAGGGGCAAGUGCCAGCCAGCGCCUAUGCUGAGCUCGUGUUGGAGCAAUUGACAGGACGAAGAAUGUAA